AUGACAUGUGUGAUAUGUUUGAUGGUUGUGUUCUUCUCAAGAUCGCCAGAAUACGUCUCUAUUGAGAGGAGAGAAGACUCGGGAGACGCUAAAUCACCAUUUAAUGAGGGCGGAAGAGUGAUCGUACGGAAGGAUCUAAACCUAGGAUUGACUGCAUUGCCUCCAUUCAAACACCAUAUAAGUCAUCUUGUAGUAAGUGAAGUAUAUAUUAUACAACAUUUCUCCUUGAUUUUUUUCAAUUGAACUAUCAUUCUGUCGGGAAUAUAAUGUGGUUUUGUCGCAGCGUAUAAAAUUCGGUGCCUUGUUCGCAGUUCGUGCACCAACGCUUCAGAUAACCUUUGCAAGCGCUGAUGGAUGAUUUCAAAGCCCGACGGAUCCACAUUAUUCUCUCGGCAGAGUGAUAUUAUGUAUAGUCUGACAUAAAAUACUGAAUCUUUCAGCAUGCCAAGAAAUACAACCUGGCGGCAUGUCUCAUUCCAAAGGCAAUGUCAACGAUCAUGACAGCAGUCCUUUGCUUUCUCAACGCACCAAACGCAUUUAGAGCGGCCAAUCGGACAUUCGGCACGGAGAAGUGGCCAACUAGGUAAGGGAUUUUUUCAACUUGACCCUGAUAUCAGUCUGUCGGGAAAAUAAUGCGGAUCUGUCGGAAAAAAAUUUCUUAUACCAAAGUCUCCAUCCGCGGUUAGCUGUUGCAAAGUGAUUAUGGAAGAUCUUGGGGCGCGACAAAUCCACAUUAUUUUCCCGACAUCAUAAUAACUGAUCACUGAAAACUUUUUAACAUAUCAAUUUUGCAGGUUUUGCAAAGACGCUAUUGAGUCAUUUCGAGUCCAGGAAUGGGCCGCGAAAAACAACGCCACGGACUUUACGUACUUCACAAUUGUCAGAGAGCCAAUCUCCCGAUUCAUUGCGGCUUUUACCGACAAAUGCUACUAGUAAGUUAACGUUACGAAAGAAAUAAGGACAUCUCUGUUUUUCAGUGAACCAAAAAAGCUGAAUUGGGUGAACUGUUUCGACUGCGGCUACGACAUGGAAUGUGUUAUCAACAGCAUGUGGGAGAGGUAUAGCGCCUUCGCCCGAGGGGAGAAUGUCACGUUAACCUAUGUGGAUCAACAUCUCAUUCCAAUCACAUGGUGGGUCUUCUUUAAUGGACCUUGAUUUUAACACAUGCUAUGAGUCUGUCGGGAAAAUAAUGUGGAUUUCUCGUGCAAAAUAUAAUGUGGAUCAACCGCCCAUCAUCGCCGCGGCUGGAGAUUUAGAGCGGAAGAGGCUAGACAUUUUGUCGAAAAAAACAGUUGAUAAAAUACGCUAUUACUGCGACCUAUUAACGAUGCUGUGCCAGCGUCUUUGAGGAUUAUAAUAACACCGACACGAGACCAGCAACGGCUGGCAAAGGGCCAUAACUUGAGUUGCUUCGUACCCUGCCAAAAUCGGGGCACUUCCGAGUUUUUAGCAAUAUAAAGCCUCGACUAUGCCGUAAGGCUUAGAAAUAUACCCCUGACGAAGCUUCAAUAAGCCCUCUAUUAGUCUCUAAGUAUGUUGAAAUAAAAAGGGACCUGAGCUAGAAAAUAAUCGACUUCAAACUUUUGCAAGAAAAUGGUCAUCACUCUGUAUCCAAUAAUAUUUACAUUGUUGCAGGAAUUGCGAGUUCUCGGACAUGCGCGGAAAGUACGUGAUAUUCGACUACGCCAAGCAAUCCAGCCCACAAUACAACGACUUCAAAUGGGAGUUCUCGAAACUGUUGAAGCGCUCCAACGUCUCCGAUGAGCUGAUUGGCCAAGUCCUCGAUGGUUUGUCAAAGCAUUCAUCUCCGCACACCACCGAAAAUAAAGAGGAAAGGAUACGAUUUGAGAGAGAAUUGGCAUCAAAGCCGCAUUUGCUGAGGAAAUUGGUUGAUAUCUAUUAUUACGAUUUUGUCAUCUUCGGGUAUCCCAUUCCUCCAAUUGCAGAGUUGUAA
Bursaphelenchus xylophilus (pine wood nematode) is the source of this 1954-nucleotide messenger RNA. The record is from the annotation of a GenBank genome assembly. NCBI's taxonomy places the organism in Eukaryota, Metazoa, Nematoda, Chromadorea, Rhabditida, Aphelenchoididae.